AGCGCAGCCAGGUGUUUUCGCUAAAAAAAAAUAAAUAAACCUGAAAAUAAUAUUAGUUUUGCUUGUAAUAAAUCAACUAGAAGAACGGCUCAGUGUCAGCCAGCUUUCGCACAAGCAGUAACUUAACAUUUUUCUUGAAUGCAGACAUUUGUUUAUUGGCCUGUAUCUGUUUAUGUGCGUGCGUGUGUGUGUGUGUGUGUUAGCAAGUGUAAUGAUUUGGAGGCUGUGAAGCUGUCGCGACGGCAAUUGAAUUAGAAACAAAUACAGAGGCGCCGCGCCGUUGCUGUUGCCAACGCCAGAGCUGCUGUAUUGACGUUUGCGGCAGGUGCAGUUGCAGGUGCAGCAGCGGCAUCGCCCCACGCACGCACACACGCACACAGGUGAAACAAGAGCAACAACAACAACAUCAACGACGACGACAACAGCAAGAACAUUAACAGCAAUGGCUGGCACGGCAACCGCAACACCAAUGGAAAUUGACGAAUUCAUAAAUGGAGCGCUCGUUUCUUGGUUGGAAUCAUGCCUGCCACGUGCCGAGCUGCUAGCCGGUUACACCUCGCUGCUGGAUGGCAUCAUAAUACACAGUGUUUGGCUUCAGAUCGAUCCGGAGCCACAGAACAAUCCCAGCGAGCUGUUGGCCGAUCUCAGCGGCAACUCGUUGAGCAUUGCCCGUGCUAAGAACUUUGAGUGCAUUGUAAGGAAUUUAAAGUCACUGUUCGAGGAGGAACUGGGUCAAACGAUUCUGGUGCUGCCUGAUGCGUACAUGUUGGGCUACUAUCCGGAAAGUAAGCAUGGACUGGAUCAGAUGAAAACACUGCUCACACUGUUGCUGGGCGCGGCAGUGCAAUGUCCCAACAAGGAGCUGUUCAUCGCACGCAUCAAGGAGCUGGAUCUUGAGACGCAGCAUGCAAUUGUGGCACUGAUUAAGCAGGUCACAGAUAGCCACAGUCUGGUGCUUACUGAGGACUCACUGGAGCGUCUCUCUCCGGAGAAUAUGUAUGGUCACAUAAUGCGUCUAACCAAGGAACGUGAUCACAUGUAUUUGAAAUGGAUUGAGACGGUUUGCGUGGAACCCGAGCUGAAUGUCACCGAUGGUGCUGAAUGCGGUCAAGGCGUUACUGUUCCACGGUCUCCCUCCAGUGGCACAGCAACCUCAACACCAUCAUCGUCUUCCAAUUCUGAGAGCAAUCAUUUAGCAGUGGAGUGCGCGGAUUUAAGAUCAAAAAAUCGCAAAUUACGUCAAGAACUGGAGGAGAAAUCAGAGAAUCUACUGGAACUGCGCGAGGAACUGGAUGACAAAAAACUGCGUUUCGACAAGCUGCGUCAGGAAAGCCAGGAUUGGUUUACGGAGGCCAAACGUGCGUCAGCUUAUCGGGAUGAGGUGGACAUAUUGCGGGAGCGUGCUGAACGUGCGGAUCGUCUUGAGAUUGAAGUGCAGAAAUAUCGUGAAAAGCUCGGCGACUCCGAUUUUUAUAAAUCACGAGUCGAAGAACUACGAGAGGAUAAUCGCGUGCUUUUGGAAUCCAAAGAAAUGCUGGAGGAACAACUGCAGCGAUCCCGCAAGCGUUCAGAGCACGCCAUCACCUUGGAGUCGGAGAUCAUUAAAUACAAACAGAAAUUGAAUGACAUGGCACUGGAGCGUGAUGUGGAUCGAUCUAAGCUAGAGGAGCUGCUGGAGGAGAAUGCGCAACUGCAGCUGGUGGCAAAGAAUUUGAAUUCAACGCAGGAGAUUGACAAAUCCUUUUCAGACAAUGAGGACGAAUGCAAUUCGGGUGACAACAGUUUAUCCGAGCAGCUCACAAACAAUGCACAAACGCGAGCCCUAAAACUGGAGCUGGAGAAUCGUCGAUUAACUGCAGCACUGGAGCAGUUGAAGGAAAGCAGCUUCCAUGAAUCUACCAGUAAAAUGUUGGAGCUGGAAAAGGAAAAGAAGAAAUUGUCAUUGAAAAUAGAACAAAUGCAGGAGAACAUACAAAGAUUGACACAACAGAAUGUGGAAUUGGAGAGCGUGUUCAAGAACGCACUAGAGGAGAACAAAAAACUACAGGAUGCCGUCGAUAAUCGCCAAAAAAGCUAUGAUCGACAGAGCCUAGAGCGUGAAGCUGAUCGUCAAAAACUCUCAGACGCCGAACAGCACGUGGAGACGCUCAACAAAGAAAAGCAACGCAUUCAAACUCUCAACGAGAGUAUACAACGACGAGCUGAUGACUUAGAGCGUCUUACUGAGAGCAAAACCAAGGAGCUGGAACAGUAUGUGGAGAAAACGCAGCUUUAUGAGCAGACGAAGCAGAAACUAUACGAAAUUGAGGCCAAGGUAAACACCUAUGAGCGGGAGAAUGCCAGCCUUCUGAAGGAGGUGACUAAACUGAAGGAGAGCAGUGAACAAAAGUCUGUGCAGCUGGAUGAUAGCAUCAAUCGAGUGGAGAUGCAAGCCAAGGAACUGGUGCGUUUGUCCAAGGCGCAGGAAGAAGCCGAGCUUGUGCAGCAAAAGCUUGUGGAGCUGGAGAAACAGAAUCAAGAGCUAAGCUCCCAGCGCAAUAUUGAUCAGGAAAUGAUAAGCACGUUGCGCAACGAUCUGGUAAAUGGAACGCUAGUCACAAAGAAGGUGCGACACAAUCUAGAGAAGCUCGGCCUAGAUGUCAACGAGGUCGACGGUGAGUCCACCGAGCUGAAUGUGGAGCAUGUGGUAGAGAAGCUGGUGCGCAAUCCAGAGACAUUUAAAACUGUGAGGGAAAUCAUGUUGAAUGUGAAUCGUGAGCAGCAACAUGAGGCUGGCGUCAAGUCGGACAUGUGUGUUCUGUGUCAUCGGCAGGAAAUCUAUACUGUGGAGAAGAACAUCGAGUUGUCAGCUUCUGUCCCUGUGCCAACAGCGCAGGAACUCCGAUUUGAGCAUAAGGUACGUCUAAGUCCCGCGCGUGAAUCUGCGGAAAUGUUGCGACUACAGGAUAAUAACACACAACUGCAAACGGAGAAUGCGCGACUCAGUGUGGAUGUGGCAGCUCUGGGAUCACAAAUUACAUCGCUUAACACACAACAUGUGGCACUUCAGUUGGCAAAUUCGCAGCUGGCCGCCGAGAAGGAUACGCUGUUGAAGGACAUCGAUGCGUUGCAGCAGGAACACAAACAUGCACUGCAGGAUCAGGUGACAUUGCAGUGCCUACAUGAUCAACUCUCCGCUGAAUAUGAAUCGCUCAACAAGGACAAGGAGCAACUAAAGGCGGCAGUGCGCGAUCUACGACAAGAUAAUCGCGAUGCACGAGAAACAAUCCAAGAACAGGAACAACGCAUUGAAGACUUGACCACCCAAGCCAGCACAAUGAAAACCUGCCACGAAGAUCUCGCGAUACUACGCACCGAGCACUCCAAAUUAACCGAUGACUUCCGUAAUCUGUUUGCCACUAGCGAUCGCUUCAAGAAUGAAUACAAGAACAUCCAAGAGCAGUACAAGAUGAUUCGCAUGGAGCAUAGUAGCCUUAAAUUGCAAAAUACCGAACUCACAGGCGAGUUGAAUGCAAAACAAGAUCAGGUGCGUCUUCUACAGAUCGAGUAUUCCAAGGUACAACAGCGUUGUGAGAUGCUGAUACAGAACAAUGCCGACUUGGAUUCUGAGCGCAAGGCUUUGAUGGAUAAUGUGUCGCAGUUGUUGUCGCAGUAUCAGGAACUACUGGCCAUUUCUCUGGAGGAUAAGAAGCAUUUCCACGAAGAGGAAAAGAACUACACGGAACGCGUGCACAGUCUUAAGCGUCAAAAGGAGAAGCUCGAAGAGAAAAUCAUGGAGCACUAUAAAAAAUCAGAGACGACCGUCCAAAAGAAGAAACCAUUUGCGAGUAGUCUGGUACGUCGCGUUAAGAAGGCCAGCUCCGAUUUGAUGAACAAGGUACCGAGUCGGAAUCGACGCUCUUGGGUGGAUGAUGCACGUACCAGCUCACAGUUUGUCAUCGGCUCCGAAUCGGGUGGCAAUGAGUCUGACAAUAGCAAUGAGGAACCUCUGUCCAUUGCAUCCGAUACGCAUCUCUUGCAACGUAAUAUUCCCUUGCGUCAGAGCCUACAACGAGAUUUACUGGAUAGCUCUAUUCAACGAGGUGGCACUGUGCGAAGUAGCCUGCAGGCACAGAAACGUACGGAUUUGAGUAACUCACGUAGAAAUAGCGUGCACGGCAGUCUGGAAGCGCCUGAUGUAACCGGCAGCAGUUUAACACUCGGAACAGCGGGCUCACGUCGCACUGUCUAUUUGAUCGACGAGCAUCAAAAGCUGCCCGAUGGCUCCAAUAGCUCCACUCAGCAAUCCCAACAGCCGCAAUCCUGCUCGACGCCAACACCCGGCAACAGUGCCGCCAACGUUACUGCCGAGCCGCAAACGCCACAGAAGAACGACAGUCCGGCUACAUUUCUUAUGUAUAAUCGCAUUAAUACCACAAUUGGAGGCACAUCAACCAACAACGAUCAGAGUCCGCUGCUGCAGGCCAGUGGCAGUGGCGGCAGCGUCACCGGCUCUGCAAACCAGGAUGAUAAAGCGUUACGCAAACGCAAUGAAGAUAAAAGCAAUAGCAUUUGGUAUGAAUACGGUUGCGUUUAGUGCUUUUGACUAAAACAAGUAUAAUGAUUAACUGCAUUUGCCGACGACGAAGUAUUAUUUCGUUUUAGAAAGUAACGAAUUUAUAUGCCUUUAGCUUAAGUGCUUCUUAAAUGCUAUGAUUUGCCUUAAGAUUCAGACAAACAAGUCUGCACAUCGUAUACGUAGUUGAAAGCAUUUACAUAUUAUAUAUUAAAUGUUGUGUUAUACAAAUAGAUAUAGUUUAGAUAUACAUAUAUGUAUAGUUGUAUUUGUGUUUAUGUAACUGAACGAAGACUAUAUACGGAAACUGUUCGAAUUCAAGUAAUUAACUAGUAUAUCUACACACUUGUGUGUAAACAAAUACCGAAAUGUAUGUUUAUAACGUCCAAAAGAUAAUGCUUCCCCUAUAUGGGAGCAACAGAUCAAAA
This is a messenger RNA of Drosophila innubila, 4983 nucleotides long. RefSeq names its product girdin (gene Girdin). NCBI's taxonomy places the organism in Eukaryota, Metazoa, Arthropoda, Insecta, Diptera, Drosophilidae. The record is from RefSeq and is a predicted model, not a curated record. Gene Ontology annotation, cellular component: centrosome; cytoplasm. The transcript is spliced from 10 exons. The coding region runs from base 443 to 4576 and encodes 1377 amino acids. Gene Ontology annotation, molecular function: dynein light intermediate chain binding; microtubule binding. Gene Ontology annotation, biological process: cytoskeleton-dependent intracellular transport; cytoplasmic microtubule organization.